AUAUGUAUUUCAUUGGAAAAUUCAUGUGUCAAAUUUGGCGAAUAUUUUUCGAUAAUCAGCUGUCAAUGAUACUGACAAGACUUGAAGCAAUUCACGAAAAAUUGAUACGCCUGAAAAUGGUCAACCCGAUGAAAAUGAAAAUAAAUCGUUAUUUCAUUAUUGGUAUUAUUGCCAAUGUUAUAGCAUAUGUUAUAACUCCGAUCUUAUGGGUAAUAAUUCAAACCCGAUUUAAUGAACAAAUUAUGGGAAUUAUGUUGUUCUUAAAUGUUUGCCAAUGCGUUGGAUUUAACGAAUACAUACUACUAAUAUCAUACAUAAAGUGGCUGGUCUACAUGAUAAAUGAACAAAUUCCAGAAAGAAGAUCAUGCUUAAGUACAUUGAGAGACAUGUAUUUGGAAGUUAUAGAAUGCUUGCACCAAGUCAACAGAUCAAUUUAUGGUUUGCCGGUUAUUGUUGUUUUUAUUGCAGGAAAUGUCUCUGAUAUCAUUGCUAAUAUUUACACUUCCGUAUUAUUUCCUAGAGACUAUAUCGUUAAUCCUUAUUUGGUAUUUGCUUUCAAAGACUUGUUAAUGAAAACAGCCAAUAUUCUAAUAUUAUAUAUGAUUGGUCACACCACGGAAAAAGAGAUAAAUCGGAUGAGUGAUGUCUUACACCGACGAUCUGUAAUUGAAAGAAAUCCUAGAAUCAAACGUCAGAUCAAGUUUUUUUUAUUGCGGAGAUUACACGAACACUUUCAUUUUGAGCUCUAUGGAAUGUGUCGUAUUAAUCUAAGACAACUACAUAAUUUAUCAAACACAGCAAUUGGUUAUUUAGUAAUUCAAAUCUUGUUCAAAUUGAAUAAUUAAUAAACGUCGGUACCUAGUCAAUCGGUAACGGGCUAAUCUAUUAAUCAAAAGCCACACAUUAGAAAUUUUAUCUUAUACUUACAUUUUAUACCUACGUAUUUUUUAUCAUGUGACUAAUUGUCAACUCACUAUUCGUUUAAUAUUCGAUUUUUAUUUAUUAUCAUUAAAAUAUUCGAAUAUGUGACAUGAAAAUAAAAAUGCAUAAUAUUGUCACGGGCUAUGAAUCCUAUAUAUAUAUUAUUCAUAGUAAAGUAUGAUUAACAUAUGAUUAAUAGUGUAUUGUGUAUGAUUUAAGUAGUAUUAAUAAAUUUUAAUUACCUUUAAUGGUGUACCGGGCUAUAAUUAGUCAAAUAGCUACUCGCAUUCAUGAAGUCACUAUUUACAUUCAAACUGAAACUACUUUCCACGUACACCCAAAAUACACCUCAAAAUCACGACCGAAGCCACGUGCGAUGUAAAUCAAAAUGCCACACUCAAUAAUUAGUCACAAUUCGUAUUUUUGAAUUUGCACGACUACACCUUUAAGAUACCUCCGAUGCUGUUACAUUAGGUCCAAGACAGGGAAUAGAGACCACUUCUAAGUGACCCUGGAGCACUUACAGCAGAAGCAGAUGUACCCUAGCCGUACGACCUCAGCACUUACACUGCUACUCGACACUAACGUCUACAUGACCUGACAAUUUGUGCUUAAUUUAAAUUUAAAUAAACUAUCAUUUUGUUGAAAAUUAUCUACAACUGUUUAAAAAAAAAACCACAAAUAUGUUGACACUGCUAGCCUAUAUACAACAAGAUGCCAUUCACAAAAA
Myzus persicae (green peach aphid) is the source of this 1651-nucleotide messenger RNA. RefSeq lists its product as uncharacterized. Gene Ontology annotation, cellular component: membrane. The transcript is spliced from 4 exons. The coding region runs from base 3 to 845 and encodes 280 amino acids. NCBI's taxonomy places the organism in Eukaryota, Metazoa, Arthropoda, Insecta, Hemiptera, Aphididae. The record is from RefSeq and is a predicted model, not a curated record. Gene Ontology annotation, biological process: sensory perception of taste.